AUGGCCAAACGACUGGAAUACGAAAGGAAAAUGUGGGAGAUGGAAAGACAGCUUCAAAUUGAGGCGGAGGAUCUUAACAAAAAGUUUGAACAAGCACGUGCUGAACAAAAGAGUCAACAACAACAAGAAUACUUAAUGCACAAGAAGGAAGAAGAAGAAUACAAUUAUCAAUUGCAAAAGCUUAAACAAAAGAUAACAGGAGUAUUUUCCGCCGGCCCGACAAACACUUCUGGAAGUCUUGACCUGAGCAAGAGUUUGAUAAGUCUCUCUCCUUCAUCACCAAGUUUGUCUCCAUCCUUGAACAGCUCUCGUGAGUAUCCAAAAGAGAGAAACAAUGUACAAAGCCCCCUCUUGCUCUCUGCUCGCCCAUCAAGUGCGACGAACAUCAGUGCUAUUUCCACAACCAGCUCAAAAGUUCCGCUCAAAAAGGGUGUAUUUUCAAAACUGUAUUAG
Naegleria fowleri is the source of this 453-nucleotide messenger RNA. RefSeq lists its product as uncharacterized. The record is from RefSeq and is a predicted model, not a curated record. The coding region runs from base 1 to 453 and encodes 150 amino acids. Lineage: Eukaryota; Heterolobosea; Eutetramitea; Acrasida; Naegleriidae. The transcript has a single exon.